This is a messenger RNA of Aspergillus puulaauensis, 813 nucleotides long. RefSeq names its product putative methyltransferase. Gene Ontology annotation, molecular function: oxidoreductase activity. The transcript has a single exon. The record is from RefSeq and is a predicted model, not a curated record. Lineage: Eukaryota; Fungi; Ascomycota; Eurotiomycetes; Eurotiales; Aspergillaceae. The coding region runs from base 1 to 813 and encodes 270 amino acids.
AUGUCUCUCAACGGCCCAGUCUCAGUCCAACUCAGGUUCCUCGACCCCCCGAAAGACGGCUCAAUCCCGCACGCCGUAGUCCCUCCCUCAGGACGACCACAGGAGAACUACAGCGCUAUCGAGCACCAGGUCCAACUCUCAGACGUCCGCGACCAUGAGAGCGAAUACAACCUCGACAAAGACGCCUUCCAGGUAAUCCAAGGCGUUCCAUCCGCCAUGACCUACGAGUCUUGGGACUCCGACCAAACCGUCAAAUCAACUUACUACCCCGAGGUCGAGGACCUCCUAUUCAAGAACGUCCCUGGCGCACAGAAAGUCCUCAUCUUCGACCACACAAUCCGGAGAUAUAACCCCGAGUCAAACAGGCAACCGGCUGUAUUCGCACACAUCGACCAGUCGCCCCAUGCCGCGGAACAGCGCGUCCGCGAGCACGUCACGGACCCCGAGGAGGCUGAGAAACUACUCCGCGGUCGACACAGGAUUAUUAACGUCUGGCGCCCAUUGAAUGGAAAAGUUGAAUCCAUGCCCCUGGCCCUGGCCAGUGCGGCGACUGUUUCUGUGAAUGACCUCAGUGUCAUUGAGCGGCGGUACCCGCACUACACGGGCGAGAUGAUGGGCGUCAAGUUUAACCCUAGCCAGCAGUGGUCGUAUUGGUCGGGUGUUGAUGACGAUGAGCGCAUCUUGAUUAAGUGUGCGGAUUCGCGUGAGGAUGUUGCGAGGCGAGUGCCUCAUUCGGCGUUUGUGGAUCCGAGGUCCACGGAGGAGUCGAAGCCUAGGGAGAGUAUUGAGGUUAGGGCGUUGGUGUUUGGGUAG